AUGCGGCUUGACCUUGCUCCCGACAGAUGUGCCCGUCUGAGCAAUCAUCUCGACUCAAAAAGACCACCCUUCCGGCUAUUCAGCAACGUCAAUGAUCAUUGCCAUUGUGAAGUGGCCCUCUUGAUGCCUUCUGACGAAUCUAUCGCAAGUCUUGAGGCGCUAAGCGAGAUUGAGCGAGGCCGCUUCAUCCCAGCACAGGAGUUUGGGCACACUCACAUAUGUAGAUCAACCCCCACUCUACCUCUUCCUCUCCGCCGCAGACACUCUCCGACUCAAGUCCAAUUACUCGCAGGCUCCUUCCCACAGAACCUACCAACAACAACGAUGGAUACGCGCCAGCUUGUUCAGGAGCUCGAUGCGCUGCGCGGCAACUUUGCAAAAUACAGAGUUGAGAUGGCCCUCCAUAUCGACAGUCUCGAGCGUCGGCUCAAUGCCGCAGAGAGCGCCCUCCCACAUUCGGGCAGACCCAAAGCCGCAUCGCAAUGUCCACCUCUUCGCAGCACGCUCUCGCCAGCACCUGCAUCUAACCACGGUCACAGCUCUACCAUGCCCGGAUUCACUGAGCAUCGUCGCCAUCCCCACGCUCCGCUUCCUAUCAUUACUGCGCCGGCGCCUUCGUCUCAUCUUCGUGCACCAGCGUUCCCAACCUCCCCGUACGUGCACCAACAGCAGCCGUCCCAAACGGGAUUCGCUCCAGUCAACACAGGAAGCAGCGAGAACGCAACCUUUCUGCCAUUCGUCUUGGAGAAGAUUGCUGCGUCAUCACAGAAGAAGAGUCGGGGAGACAACCGCACUUGCGCUUGCGGUCGCCCAACGUUCGAUGUCAAGUGCUUCCGCGACCAUCACUUUGGCUGGUGUCUUUCCCACCAGCGUCCAAUCAUGCACGGACUCCAGAACUGUAGUGGCAGAGAUUACCGAAACUGUCAGCCUGUAUACUGGGAGAAGCAUGCAGAUUGGGAGCUGCUGGUUAAGACUUCCUUCGAUGGCGGUCAUCUGGGUACCAAAAAGGUGAAGAACCUGUACGUUGUUCUCUUUCCCGAGGAGCUAUACCCAGGAAAGUAUCAGGAUGGAUGUUUUAUGGGAUGA
Molecule: messenger RNA, 1086 nt
Organism: Ascochyta rabiei
Lineage: Eukaryota; Fungi; Ascomycota; Dothideomycetes; Pleosporales; Didymellaceae
Exons: 3
Coding region: 1-1086 (361 amino acids)
Source: RefSeq, a predicted model, not a curated record